ACAACAUCCACAUUUCACCUCGACGAGCUCCGGGUGAUGGCGCGCGCGACUCGCGGCUCCAAGCUGCUCGAAAAGGAGUCACCGGAGGUGGACGCCUCCGCGACCGUGACUCCAGCGCCGAAACAGAGGGGCAGGCCAGGACGGAAACGCAAGCGACAAUCUACGGCGGAUGUGGACGGUCAGCCGGCGGCCAAGAUUUCCAAGAGCGAGGAUCCGGACGAGGUGAAGGAAGAGCCGGAGCCGGACGGUGCAGAAGGAAAGCAGCCCGAAGAAACGAAUGAGGUCGUGGAACACCCUGACCUGCCUGGUUCUGGAGAGGUGCCUCUUCACCUGGAAGACGCCCAAAAGAUACUAGAUAUUCUAGAGAUGGUGGACACGCAGGGUCUCCUUGAUCGAAUAUUUCCUCUACCCGAGCCCGAGACGCACGCUUUGGACGUUGCGGACUCGUCGAUGCCUCAAUUGUUAUCCUUCCGCAAUCUUCUUCAGGAUCCCUCUCGUCAUACCCUAUCAGUCUUACGCUCCGCCAUUCAACAUCUCUUCCCCAUCUCUUCUCAUCCGCGUUCGCGACCGUCGACUGCUGCCUCCCAACAACAGCAUUUCUGCGCGCUCGCCCUCUCUCUCCUCGACCAAGCCUCCCGCAACGUUGCCCCCGUCCCCCUUUCAUCCACAACCCUCCUCCCACCCUCCCCUAGCUCGACCGAUGCCCCGGAUCCGGCCACUACUCCUGCCGCCCCGCGUAACUACGCCCUUGUGCAGCACCUGCCUACCGGCGACUGGUGGUCCUCGCUCAGCGCACGCUCCGCCGGCGCGGAACUGCCCCCGCCCAGUCAGCUUCACGACCUAGGCACCGCACACGCAGAGCUCGUCGCCGUCAUCCCCUCGCCCUCCGAUGUCGGCACGGGCCCGCCACCGCCGUCGCUAGGCUCGAUGCGCAUGACUGCGCCGCCCAGGCCGAAGGGCCCCGCGCGCGCGAAGCCGCCCGGCCCGCGACAGCUUCGGACUGGCAGCUUCUUGGACUACGGGCCGUACGCGAGCUUUGCGCCGACGUUUGACGGGGAGUCGGUGGAGGUGGGGAGGUGGAGUCUGGGCGAGGUGUUGUACGCGAAGGAGAUUCGGCGGCGACUGAGGGAGGCAGCGCCGCAGAGCACGGGGGAGGCGCAGGUCGUCGUGGACCCUGGUCUUUCUCCACAACCUCAUCACGCAGGUUCUGCGGAGACCGACGACGAUGUCGUCAUGGAGGUAGACGGAGUCGAAGAUAGCAAAGAGCCAGCCGAGGAGAACCUGAGCGGCUUGGAGGACCUCUUGUCGCCGGAGGAAGCUGAAGAGGUCAAAGUUGCGGUGCUGGGCCACCUGCAGUUGGAGUCAUUAGUGGAGGAGCUGCUGGCUCGAAAUGCGAAGGCGCUCGCGCGGCUAGAGGAGCUUCAGACGGAGAGGUUGCGGCAGGCGACGACCGCUCCUGGGAGCUCGAAGGUUCAGGUACCCCCCGUCGAGGCUGGUUCGGAGGAAUGGAAUCUAGCGCAAGGCAUCAUGGAUUCACUCGCAAUCCUCGCCUCUCUCCGCCCGCGCUCCUCCACACCUGACGCGCCUCCACUCACCCCCGCGCCCGCUAUCCUGCGCAAGCUCCACCGCACGCUGCCCGUCCAGCCUGCGGCGCGCUCGGGGUGGCACGGCACCCUUCCCGCCACGCACCCGCGCGCGCUGCGCGACAACACCACCCUCCGCGUCAAGCCCGGCGUCACCAUUCCGGCUCCAACCCCCGCUCCCGCUCCCGCGGUCGCGUCCACUCCGGCGCGCACGACGGCCUCGCCCGCGACGCCCUAUCCCGUCGCUUACGCCGCGCGGCCGGCCUACCAGUCGUAUAACGCCACAGCGGCCGGAUACCCGUACGUGCCCGCCCCGGGCCAAGCGCCGGCGCCGGCGUACCCCGCCUACGGCCAGGCUUGGCAGAUACCCUACCCCGCGCAGCCAACGUCCGGCACAGGCACACCGCAGCCGGGCGCGACGCCGGCGACGCCGGUCGGGAGCUACGCCGGCUUCUUCGCGAACGCGGCGGGGACGCCCACGCUCGCGCCGCAGCCCCAGCGGGCUGUCGCGAACACGGUGCUCAGUGCGGCCGGCAAGGGGGCGGCCGUCGGGAGCGCCUGGGGCGGCGUCGCGCCGACGCUUCCGCCGCACUUGCGGUCCAGCUUUGGGACGCCGGUCGCCGCUGCGCCAGGCACGCCAGGAUACUUUGGAGGGUACCAAAGCACUCCCAGUCGGUGA
Molecule: messenger RNA, 2262 nt
Organism: Punctularia strigosozonata HHB-11173 SS5
Lineage: Eukaryota; Fungi; Basidiomycota; Agaricomycetes; Corticiales; Punctulariaceae
Exons: 4
Coding region: 37-2262 (741 amino acids)
Source: RefSeq, a predicted model, not a curated record